Molecule: messenger RNA, 3460 nt
Organism: Saccostrea cuccullata (small rock oyster)
Lineage: Eukaryota; Metazoa; Mollusca; Bivalvia; Ostreida; Ostreidae
Exons: 30
Coding region: 1-3222 (1073 amino acids)
Biological process (GO): proteolysis
Molecular function (GO): ATP binding; nucleic acid binding; metalloendopeptidase activity
Source: RefSeq, a predicted model, not a curated record
AUGAUGGUAAAAUCUAGCCCAAAUGAUUGUAGUGUUUCAAGUAAUCAUUCUUUAUUGCAGGGCAUUGUUGAUGUUCUCUGUGAGGCCUGUGAACAAUUAAAAUGGAAAGCUCCAACAAAGAUCCAGAGAGAAGCUCUUCCAGUUGCUUUGCAAGGUUCAGAUGUCAUUGGAUUAGCAGAGACUGGUUCAGGAAAAACAGGAGCAUUUGCCUUACCAAUUUUACAGACCCUUCUUGAUAACCCCCAGAGACUCUAUGCUCUUGUCCUUACUCCUACAAGAGAGCUGGCUUUCCAAAUUUCUGAACAGUUCGAGGCUCUUGGGGCAUCAAUUGGAAUCAAAUGUGCUGUGAUUGUUGGGGGAAUUGAUAUGAUGACACAAGCUUUAAUGCUGGCUAAAAAACCUCAUGUUGUCAUAGCAACCCCAGGAAGAUUAGUUGACCACCUAGAAAAUACAAAGGGAUUCAACUUAAGGUCUCUCAAAUAUUUGGUCAUGGACGAAGCUGAUAGAAUUCUCAAUAUGGAUUUUGAACAAGAGGUUGAUAAAAUCCUGAAAGUUAUACCAAGAGAGAGAAGAACUCUGCUAUUUUCUGCCACAAUGACAAAAAAGGUUGCAAAAUUACAAAGGGCAUCUCUGCAGAACCCAGUGAGAGUUGAAGUAUCAUCAAAAUACCAAACAGUGGACAAACUGCAACAGUACUACCUAUUUAUACCUGUGAAAUUCAAGGAUGUCUACUUGGUGUAUAUUUUGAAUGAGUUGGCUGGUAACUCCUUCAUGGUGUUCUGUAGUACCUGUGCUAACACACAGAGAGUGGCACUAAUGUUACGGAACCUGGGACUUACUGCAAUUCCACUACAUGGACAAAUGAGCCAGUCAAAAAGACUUGGAGCUUUGAAUAAAUUCAAGAGUAAAAACAGAUCCAUUCUUAUUGCCACAGAUGUAGCAAGCAGAGGUCUUGACAUACCACAUGUGGAUGUUGUUUUGAACCUUGACAUCCCAACACAUUCUAAAGAUUACAUUCACCGAGUGGGCAGGACAGCUAGAGCUGGGCGUUCAGGGGUAGCCAUCACCUUUGUUUCACAGUAUGAUGUAGAGCUGUAUCAGAGAAUAGAGCACCUGAUCGGUAAGAAGCUGCCGCUGUAUAAAACAGAGGAAGAGGAAGUGAUGCAACUGAUGGAGCGAGUGACGGAGGCACAGAGAUUCGCCAAAAUGGAAAUGAAUGAGACAGAACGAGGAAGAAAGAAGCGUAAGAAUGACGACGAAGAAGCUGACGACACAGAGGAAGCCCUGGGAGUAUUACCUGAUAUUCCUGAUGAUACGCCUGAGACAAAUCCAUUAUUAAGAUACCAUGAAAUGCCAGAUUUUAGUAUACCACCAGACAAAAUUAUCACAGGGGCAGCAAAGCUUUCCCAGGAUUUUGAUAUGACAUUUCAAAGCCAUUUAAAAGAUCUACAAGAAUCUGAGGAAAUUCCUACCUUUGAAUCUGUUUUACAUCCAGUAGAAAAGGCUCGUGUACCAUUAUAUUACAGUUUAUACACAGGAAAACAGCUGGGUGUAGGAAAAACUGGAAAAUAUUACGAUGCUUUUUUGAAGACAACAGACAUUGCUGGACGAAUAGAGUCCGAGAGGUGGUAUGGGCAAAGUCUGUACAAAGCAUUGCUGAGUGUUCGCAACAAUGGAAAUCUCACAGAGGCCCAGUCCAGGUUACUUGACCUAUACAUUCAUGAAUUCAUUAGAAAUGGAGCAGAGCUGAAAGAUUCCCAAAAGAAGGGGCUUUCAACAAUUACAAAGAAGAUCUUACACAAACAAGAUAAAUACAGACUGAACCUUGACAAUGCCCUUAGUACCUCCAUGCAGAAGGUUGACGAGUCCUUUGUCCAGGGAAUACCACUUAAUGUUCUCCAGUACAUGGUGCCACCAGGCUCUGAUCCCAGAAAAGGACCAUGGAGGAUUGUUCAUCAUCCAGUUGUCUAUGAUGGAAUAUUGAGAUACUGUCGACUUGGUUCUCUGCGGAAAGAGGUGUGGAUUAAAAUGGUCAGCAUGGCUGGUAGUGAGAUGAUGGAAAAACGCUCCAGUAACGUGCAAGCAAUUCACGGAAUUGUCCAAAACAGGCAUCUUUUGGCCACAAAGCUAGGAUUUAAAAGUUAUGUGGAUAUGGUGUUAGAGAGAACAAUGGCAGGCAGUAUGGACAAUAUUGUCAGUGUGCUGGACAUGAUGAAGAAUAAGCUGUAUGAUAUUGUGAAGAACGAUAUAGAAAUACUGCAUUUUAAAAGUUUGGAUCAGUUUUCAGAAUUCUUUCCCUAUACCAAAGUCAGAGACAACUUCUUUCAAUUGUGUACCAAGCUAUUUGGCACAGUUGCAGGAACAAUUUAUAUAGAUCCUUUUGCAAGAAAUCAUAAAGUGGACCACACGUACUACGAGAUGGGAAGAGACAGAAGCACUGUUGUUGAUACUACACCCUUGGUUUAUGCUUCCCUAAGAAACCCCCCUCCCUUUGAUCAAAGCAGUCCAAGUCUGUUGAAUAUAGGAGAUCUGUACAGUUUCAUCAUGACAAUGGGCUGUGUCCUCCAGUGUGUUCUAUCUAAGGCCCCUUACAGCGAGUUAUCUGGGGACAGGUUUAUGGAGCCAGAUGCCCAGUACAUUGUGCCUUACACUCUGUGGAAUCUGGUGUACUGUCCAGAAGUGUUCAGCUCUCUCAGUAGUCACCAUGCAACUGGUGAAAAGAUCCCAACUGAACUGUUAGACAGAAUGAUUACAUCACAACAUCACAUGCAGUCAAUUGAUGUUCUGAAUGAAGUUUUCAAGAGUGCCCUGGAUUUGGAAUUUUAUCUGGAGGAAACCAGGGGCACUUUCAUUAAAACCCCUGAAUCUACCCCUGAUCAGUACAGAAGACUGUACAAAGAGUUCAUCCCUAUGCCGCUCCAUCCCAAAGAUGAGAGAUUCUGUACAUUUAAUGACAUCUUCAUAGGGAAUAAGAGCUGCCUAUACUAUGCUGAUACGUGGGCCAAGAUGGUAGCAGCUGAUGCAGUCUCAGCUUUCAAAGAUGUUAUUGGUGAUGACGAAAAAUUAGCCAUUGUUGGGAGAAGAUUUAGGGACACUUAUUUAAGAAUGGGAGCAGCAGUUGAUCCUAAGACUGUAUUCAGAACUUUCAUGGGAAGAGAUCCUACUCCCGAGCCAUUUUUGUCCAAGUUCAGAGAAGAAAAAUUGAUCACAACAGAGGAAUGAUAUAAAUUCAGUUUUUGGUUUCUGUGAUAUUUCAUUGACCCACUAUUAAGCUAAGCAUAUCAGACCUAAGCCUGUCUGUCUGACUGAACAAACAUCAAUUUGUAUGUUUGAAGCUUGUAUCAAUAAAAUGCUGAAGAUGUGUGAGAAACAAACUACAUGUACUUGAUGUAUAGUUCUAACAUUUGUUGUAAUAUUAUGCACAGUAAGUUAUGAAUGAUAAAUAAAGAUGUGCAUUAAG